UCAAUCUUCCUUCUAUCUAAAAGCUCUGGCCUUAUCAAUCAUGGCUGCCAUUAACAAUCGUGCCACGGCCUCAGCCGUAGCUUUGCUCUUCUGUUUUCUCGCCGGCAUUCUAGAGCCAUCUUUCGGGGAACUAGUUAAGGACCAGCCCCUUGUCCUCGAGUACCACAAAGGCACCCUUUUGAAAGGCUCGAUCAACAUUAAUCUUAUAUGGUACGGGAAUUUCACGGCCAUCCAACGCUCUAUAAUCAUCGAUUUUCUUCAAUCCUUUAACGCGGUAGACAUUCCUACGCCUUCUGUGGAGUCUUGGUGGAUGACCACCAAUAAGUAUGAGGGUGGAGGAUCCACCACUAUAGUGGUUGGACAACAAAUACUGGACGACAACUGCUCGCUUGGAAAGACACUCAAGGAUGACCAGAUUGAGAAAUUGGCAUCCAAGGUUGAGAAUAGCGUCGGAUCUAUUACCGUUGUCUUGACGGAUAAAGAUGUUUCCGUGAACGGGUUCUGCACGAGCACGUGCGGAACUCACAAAUCCACGGCUGGGGAGGAUCCAGUUGCAUACGCCUGGGUGGGUAACUCGGAGACUCAGUGCCCCGGGAAAUGUGCGUGGCCGUUUCAUAAGCCCAUUAUGGGCCCUCAGACACCUCCUCUGGUGGCGCCCAACGACGACAUUGGCAUGGACGGAAUGAUCAUAAACCUUGCCACCAUAUUGGCGGGAACCGUGACAAACCCGUUUAAAAAUGGCUAUUUCCAAGGUCCCGCGGAGGCUCCACUAGAGGCCGUUAGUGCCUGCAUGGGUAUGUUCGGUACGGGGUCUUACCCCGGAUAUCCGGGUAAAGUCCUCGUAGAUAACACCACAGAGGCGAGUUACAAUGCGCACGGUGCUAACCAACGAAAGUUCUUGCUCCCGGCCAUGUGGGAUCCCGAGAAAUCUGCAUGUGCACCACUGCUCUAAUGUGAAAAACUAUAACCACUUUGUAAGGAAAAUGUUAAUCUGUCCUUACAAUUAUCACUCCCAAAAUAAUCAAUUUUUUUUUUUGUUUUAAAUGUUUAAGCUUAUGUUGUAGGUGGUAAAAGUCGGAGCAUGUAGCUUCGUAUCUUUUCUUGUUUUGAUCACUUAUAUUUAUAAUAAUAUGAAAAAUAUAAUUCUAAGCUAUUGAUCAA
Molecule: messenger RNA, 1161 nt
Organism: Ipomoea triloba (trilobed morning glory)
Lineage: Eukaryota; Viridiplantae; Streptophyta; Magnoliopsida; Solanales; Convolvulaceae
Product: protein EXORDIUM-like 2
Exons: 1
Coding region: 41-952 (303 amino acids)
Source: RefSeq, a predicted model, not a curated record